Aspergillus nomiae NRRL 13137 is the source of this 923-nucleotide messenger RNA. Its product is annotated as adenylate kinase ADK2. Gene Ontology annotation, biological process: nucleobase-containing compound metabolic process. Gene Ontology annotation, molecular function: ATP binding; AMP kinase activity. Bases 219 to 923 code for a protein of 234 amino acids. The record is from RefSeq and is a predicted model, not a curated record. Gene Ontology annotation, cellular component: cytoplasm; mitochondrion. The transcript is spliced from 2 exons. NCBI's taxonomy places the organism in Eukaryota, Fungi, Ascomycota, Eurotiomycetes, Eurotiales, Aspergillaceae.
UAAAGGUCCACGAAGCAAUCAUCCCCUCCAAUUUAACAUACAUACAUAUUAUAUCUUCCUUGCUUCCUACAUUCGCCGAAAUAAUGUCGGAAUGAUUUCAAACUAGCGCGCGCACUCCUCACCAACCUCUCCACUCUCCACUCUCCGCUCAACAUUUAGUCCGGUGCCCUAAAUCCCAAAAACAUUGCCAUUCCAAAGUCGCAAAAGAGUAGGGCGAAAUGACGCUCGCAAUUAGGCAGCUCAGUAAGGCUGCUCGUAUCAUCCUUAUCGGCGCCCCUGGUGUUGGAAAGGGCACCCAAACAGAAAGACUUCUUGCCAAGUUCCCGCAACUGGCGUCAAUAAGUUCCGGAGACCUCUUACGAGAAAAUGUCCGGAAGAAGUCACCAUUGGGACUCAAAGCAGAGGCCGCAAUGCAAGCAGGAAACCUCGUCCCCGAUUCAUUAAUCCUCGAGCUCAUAUCUUCCGAAUUUACAUCGAAGGGCUGGCUCUCAACAUCGUCGAACUCAUCGAUCUCCUCCAACGCCUCAUUUAUCCUUGACGGUUUUCCGCGCACCGCUACUCAGGCUUGCAGCUUAGAAGAACUUGUUCCUAUCAAUUUCGUCGUCGAACUUGUUACACCCCCAUCCAUCAUUCUCUCCCGGAUAGCGUCUCGUUGGGUCCACGAGCCAUCCGGAAGGGUAUAUAACACCGAUUUCAACGCCCCCAAGGUUCCUGGAAAGGAUGAUAUUACUGGAGAACCUCUGACUCAGAGAGAGGAUGACUCGAUUGACACAUGGAAGCAACGACUUCGCAAAUUUGAAGAAACCAGCAAGCCCUUGCUCCAGCAUUACGAGCGCAAGGGCUGCCUAUGGCGUGUUGAGGGCAACACCAGUGAUGAGAUUAGCCCACAGCUUUUCGCGGAGGUAGAGAAGAGGUUCUGCUAA